Messenger RNA from Symbiodinium sp. CCMP2456, 1770 nucleotides. NCBI's taxonomy places the organism in Eukaryota, Dinophyceae, Suessiales, Symbiodiniaceae. The record is from the annotation of a GenBank genome assembly.
AUGGAUGUCCUCAACACACCAGGCGGGCCAUCCACGUAUCCUUACAACAUGCAGGAGAAGAUGACAAACCGGCAAGUGCAGAAUGCAGGGUACACACCGUUCUGCGAUCACGAUCACGAUGGUGAUCACUCCAGUGACAUGAGUGAUGAGUCGACCUUCCGAGUAGACGAAGACAAAGAUGGCCUUCCAGACGUUCUAAUGAACCAGACGACUGCGGAAUGCUUCAACAUUCCCGUGUUCCGAGAGCAGUUGCUGCUUCACUUGCUGUCACCAUUCUGCAUUCCGUUCUAUUUGUUGAUGGGCAAGAGGGCAUUACUUUCAAACACGCAGACUUGGCCUUGUCCGAAUCUCGUGACGCUCUACUGGACAGUAGUCCCAUUAAUCGUCUACGCCAAUGCGAUGCUAUUUGCACUGUUCUACGAUGAGUUCGAACGGAAUGACAUUGGCAUUGCUGAGAUCGUGAUUGUGCCGUGCUUGGCCAUGUUCACACAUCGAUCCAUGAUCGCGCUGAAAUACAGCGGUCUUUCCCCGGAGGAGUACGCACUCUGGCUGGAUGCUCCGAGACAAAUUGCCGCCAAAUGGAGCAAGCAGAUGCAGCUCAUCUCCACGUGGCUGCCAGUGCCAGAUGAAAUCCUAGUGGCAGAGAUUGACAAGGCGUGCAAGUAUCAAGGUGCUGAUCUGCAUGAGAUUUUCUUCGAGCACGAUGUGCAGGAUGUGUGUAGCUGGAGAUGCUGGCAGGUCUGGGAGCAGAUGCUGGAAGGCCACUGCACCAACUCAGAGCUGAAAAGCUCAUCCUUGUGCCCCAAUCUCACACGCGUCCUCUCUCGAGAGACUAGCGUGAGCUUCUCCCGGGGCCUUCGACGGAUCAGCGCUCAUCAGCUCCUGUACACCUUGUACCGUCGUACUGCCGACGAAGUCACGGAGGGCCAGCGAUUCAUCACUGUAGGCUUGUUUGCGCUCUUUCCGGCCAUUUUCCCGAUUGCUUGGCGCUGUGUGAAGUGCACCAGCGAGCUAGGCGACGAAGUCGAUGCCGGAGAUAUUCUUGCUGCGGGCUUUGGAAGGCAUAGCUACGUCGUUUCCUACUGCGUGGCACAAGCUGCUUUUAUUGCCUACUCGCACGGCGCCGUGUCGUCUGUUUUUGCCGUCAUCGCGAUUAUUCACUAUAAGCGCAUGCAGAUGGUGAUGGAAUCGGUGCAACAGCUGGCUCGGCGACUGCCCUGCCUGUACCCCAACUUGCCUCAGGUGCAGCUUUCAGGCCCGACAGCAGAAGCGAAUGUGCGGGCGGUGCUUGCCUGCUUCGAGACCGUUCUUCGAAUGGGAAGUCGAUACCAACACCGAGCAGACUCCUACAUUGGAGCGUUGGCUACAGCUUCGACUAUGGGUCUCGGCCUUGUCCUCAUCGGAGUGAUUUUGGGUGCACACUCCCAGCUAAAUGCUGGGACAUGUGUGUGCCUUGUGAUCAUCAGUGGUGUUACAGUUGCGAUACACCAGAUGAUUCUUUACGGCCGCCUUGCCAACGAAAACUUCGGCAAGCUGUCCAGCAACUUCUGCCGGGCUCGGUGGCGCAACUCCGUGACUGGUGAUUCCGAAGCGGGAGAUCAAGUGAUGAGCCUGGCUAUGGAAAGACUGGCACUGCUUGCAGAAACCGAGCCCGUGACCGUUGCCUGCUUGAUCCCAACAGCCGACUUGGGAUACAGCAUCGUCUCCCUGGUGAGUACUUUUGUGCUGUACAUCCUGGGCAAGCUGCUCCAUGUCGAGCUUCCUCUUUGA